UUGCUAUUGUCGUUGUUAUUAUUCAAUGGAUAAAUUAUUAUAAGAAUAUUACAUUAUUAACUUUCGUUAUAAUGUAAUAACUAAAAACAACAAUAUACAGCAGCAUGUUAUUUUCACACGCUUCUACUUAAAGUUACUUCUGAGCCUUCUGAGUUAAACAACAGCCCUGAUUGUACCCGGUUGGUUAAGAUUUCACUUCCUUGUAAUAUCGUAUACAAAUAUAUAAGCCUCUCACCAUCUAUAUAAUGGACACAAUAAUGAUGACUUAUUUGAUAAUUAUAAUACUGGUUGUGAUUACUGUUACGGCGGCACCUUUAAAAAUAAAAUUAUCGGAUGAUAUUGUUGUUAAUAAUGAGAUAAAAAAUGAUGACCAAGAACCUAAUAGUUUAAUUAAAAAAAUAAAUGACAGCAAUAAAGAAGAUAAAAAGGAUUUAUCUACAUUAAAAUCAAAAAAAGAUAAUUUAAAUGAAAAAUCAUCAUAUUAUCAAAAAUAUUCGUAUAUGAUACCAGAAAAUAAAUACUUAUCAUCGUUAUAUGAUGCAAAGGAAAAAUUAAUUUAUAACAAAAAAAUAAAAGAUAGUAAUAUAUUUUACGUUCGUUUACCACCAGUUCCUUAUUUUUAUGUACCAGGACUUGGUUACAUUUCAAAUCCACCAAAAUUCUCGACGUCCAAUUUAAGGCCUGGUUAUAGUAAUAAAUUACCAUCAUUUAUUGCUCAAAAUCAUCAUCACCAAAAAAUAAAUCCAUUUAUAAAUUUACCGAUUGAUUUUAUAAGUAAUGGAAAACCAAUUUCAGUAUAUCAAUGGGAAAAACCUUUCAAAAAUAAAAAAAAACAAAGUUUAAUAAAAAAUUUAAAAAAAGGACCUUACGGAUUUAAUGGUAAACCAACAUCUAUAUAUUUAAUUGGACCUGAUGCCCAAACAUCAUUCUAUCAUCAGAUAUACUAAUAGUCAAUUAAUUUUAUCAUUAUUUUUUUGGGUAUAUCUAAAUAAAGAGUAUUAAAAACUGCCACACAUAAACACCCACUACACAACUGACUGAAUAUCUAUAUAUAUACUAUUCAUAUUGAUAUAGUGGACGUGUUGCAAACAGUAAUAAAUUUUAUUAUCUAUUUUAUUUCUAGUGUAUGUCUUUUUUUGCUUAAUAUUAUAAUUGUCAAUUUUCAUAAUCAACUUAGGUAAAUUAAUCGACAAUAGGUCAUUAUAUGACCUAAAGUCAAUAUCAAAUUCGUUUUAAAUUCAAAAUUCAAUAAAGUCAUAUGAUAUAUGUUAUUAUUUAUUUUUUUUUUUUCUAUAGUAAUAAUAGUAAUUAUAAUUAUAAUAAAAUAAUAUAUUGUGAUAAUAUAAUACGACUAAAUAAAAAGUAAAUCAAAUAAAGUGACAAUGUGAGUAAAAUAUAUGUAACAUUAAGUAAUAUGUCGUAUAUAUAUAUAACCAUUAUUUUAUACAAUGUACAUGUUAAUGUGUGUCUGAUAAGUGAUAAUAGAUGCUCUGAAUAAUGAUAUAACUUUUUAAUCAAAUAUUAGUUAACAUAAAAAAAAAAAAGAAAAAAUUAACAUUUAAAUUUAAAAUUACGAAAUAAGUUAUUGUAUAAAAUUAAAUAAUAAAUAAGUGCAAGAAAUAAGUAUAAUUUUAAAUAACAAAAUAAUUACUUUAUAUUCAAAGGUUUCUAUAAAUAGUUGGUAAAAAAAAAUUCAUUUGACGAUUUACCUAUGUAUAUUUAUUUAUUUUAUAAAAAUAACUAUAUAAAAGUAUAAAAGUUUAUAUUUUUCUUAAUUUUCUAAUAUUCAUAUCAUACUUAUAUUAAUUAUAUUGCUAAUAUUUUCAUUUCUUAAGAUAUUUAAAAGCAAAAUUUAUCGUUAAUUUUACUUAUUUUUAAAUGAAAAUAAUUAAAGCGAUGAAAUAUAUAUAUAUCUCAUAAUU
Molecule: messenger RNA, 1922 nt
Organism: Microplitis mediator
Lineage: Eukaryota; Metazoa; Arthropoda; Insecta; Hymenoptera; Braconidae
Exons: 2
Coding region: 246-947 (233 amino acids)
Source: RefSeq, a predicted model, not a curated record